AGUGGGCUUCCAUGGGAGUGCAUUGUGAUGGCUCUGCUCUUACUUGUUGGACCAUGUCUAGAAGGAAGUCUUUUAAGAAAGAAAAAGCAGAAUAGUGACCUACAUAAUGACCUUGUUUGCACAUAUGAAAUGUUCUUGACUAUUUCCUCCCUUCUUUUCUUCCCAGGGUGCACCGUAUCUCAAAUGGUAAUAAGAGGAGUGGUGGGGCAGGCGGUCACUCUGCCUUGCACCUACGAUGUGAAAAACAGCAGGGAGCUUCAUCCCGUGUGCUGGGGCCGAGGGAGUUGUCCAAAUUCGAAAUGCAGUAAUGAAAUCCUCCAUACGAACGGAAGGCAGGUGACCUCACAAAGCUCAUUCAGAUACAAUCUAAGGGGAACCGUGGUGAGGGGGGACGUGUCCCUGACCAUAAGAAAUCUGAAUGAGCGAGACAGAGGACUCUACUGCUGCCGCAUUGAAAUCCCGGGCUGGUUCAAUGACUUAAAAAAGACCUUGAAUCUUCAGGUUGACAGAGCAACAACCACUGUCCCUACCACAACUAGAACCACCAAAUCUCAUAUGACUACCACAACUACCAUGGCACCCUUAACAUCCAUGGCACCCUUAACAUCCAUGGCACCCAUGGAUACUCUGACAUCUCCUGUUCCAAGAAGAACAGGCCCUGCUCCACCACCAACCUCUACUGGCACCAGUGUUCCAACAAUGGCCCCAUCUUCUGUAGCAACAUCCGCCACCCUACUUACAGCAGCUUCUUCAUUGGCCAACAUGAGUCCAUCACCAACUACGCUUCAGGAUGAGACAACCAAAUAUAGCCGGAGUUUUUUUACCACUGAAACUUAUACCCCUAUUACAGCUGAACCUUUCCCUGCUACAGUGCCGGGCACUGAGGAGACGGCGGACGUUGACAACUGCACCAUCUCAACGACAGCCUCAUCCAGACAUGUAACUUCUGCACUCCAUGGGAUGACCACACGUGAUGAGAAAGAAGCAACUACAGCAGAGUUACACCAGCCCAAGGAAUCCUACCCAACAAAUGGCAAAAUCACACGAGUUUUAGAUGUUUUAAAAAAGUAUUAUCUGGUGCUUAUUCCUUGUGGUAUUGUGCUGACUGUUUCAUUCUUGGUGCUAGGAGGAUUGCUAAUGAAACGUAAAAAGCUGAGAAAACAUCAACUACGCAAAUUGAAAAACUUAAACAAACAGGAAGAAUCUGAACCUAUGGAAGCCACAGAAGCUACUGAAUCUACUGAAACAGAAAGAAAUAAUGGAAUUUUUCCUCUAUAGUAGCCACAUUUUUGCAUUCCUGCCCAGCUACAAGAUCCAUGAAAGGAAGAAUUCCUAUGAAACAUUCCUUAAUAUCUGAAAAUGAUCUCGCUGCUUCCACUUGUCCACUAAUCGACUUGCCCCAAUGCCAUUUUUAUUGGCUUUUCUUCCCUUGGCUUUCACCUCUGUUUUUAUUUGUUCAGGGCAAAGAAUCAGCAACAGCCCUGAGCACAUGGUUGUCAGCCCAAAAUGGUAGCUGUAAUAGCAAGGACACAAUUCGAAACCCAGCUCGACAGAAAUUUUGGUCUAUUCACCAACCAUUUUCUUCCUCCAAUUCUAGCACUUUGGCUUAGACCAUGUGGGUCCUGGUCUAGACAAUAAGUUUUAGCAAUUAACAUCUUGGGUUGAUACAUUGCUCCAGUUUUAAAAUAUUUCAGUACAUAAAUAUAAUAAUUUUAGAACAGUUUAAUGAUGAGGACAUGGGCUUUGUGGAAACCAUAUCCCAGAAAGAU
This is a messenger RNA of Varanus komodoensis (Komodo dragon), 1769 nucleotides long. RefSeq names its product T-cell immunoglobulin and mucin domain-containing protein 4-like. The transcript has 12 exons. Lineage: Eukaryota; Metazoa; Chordata; Lepidosauria; Squamata; Varanidae. The annotation marks the transcript as partial. The record is from RefSeq and is a predicted model, not a curated record.